AUGGUUGUGCCGCUGCUCGAGCUGAGCAUCGUGAAGGGCUACCAGACCACCGUCGCCAACAUGCGCGCGCUGGACAUGGAUCUCAAGGAGCACAUCCCCUUCUCCUUCCUGUUCCGCGGACCGCCUGGCACGGGCAAGACGUCGACGGCGUGCCGCAUGGGCAAGGUCUACUACGACAUGGGCUUCCUGUCCACGGCCGAGGUGCUCCUGGACUGCGGAUGA
Molecule: messenger RNA, 222 nt
Organism: Diplodia corticola
Lineage: Eukaryota; Fungi; Ascomycota; Dothideomycetes; Botryosphaeriales; Botryosphaeriaceae
Product: aaa family atpase
Exons: 2
Coding region: 1-222 (73 amino acids)
Source: RefSeq, a predicted model, not a curated record